Messenger RNA from Trypanosoma cruzi, 5103 nucleotides. RefSeq lists its product as uncharacterized. Gene Ontology annotation, biological process: rescue of stalled cytosolic ribosome; ribosome-associated ubiquitin-dependent protein catabolic process. The record is from RefSeq and is a predicted model, not a curated record. The coding region runs from base 1 to 5103 and encodes 1700 amino acids. Gene Ontology annotation, cellular component: RQC complex; cytosol. NCBI's taxonomy places the organism in Eukaryota, Euglenozoa, Kinetoplastea, Trypanosomatida, Trypanosomatidae. Gene Ontology annotation, molecular function: ubiquitin protein ligase activity; ribosomal large subunit binding. The transcript has a single exon.
AUGCCACCACGACCAGCCAAGGGACGUGCCGCGCAGUCGUUUGUGACGGCUCGUGGUACACCGGAUAGUCUUCAGAGUUUUUUGGGUGGUAUGUCAAUACCCGCCCAGGGUGCGGCAGAAGAUGCGUCUAUGGUAGAAGUGAAUCUGAAGCUCCUGCAUAAAACCAACGAAAUAACUUUGCUCAAAGCUCUUUCAGAAUUGAAUCGUUUAUUGACUCUUGUAAUGGAGGAAGAAAUUAUUUCAUACAUUCCAAACAUCAUUGAAUCUGUCAUACGCCACGCUGAGCAUGCGAAUGCAUCUGUUCGUGCUGGCGUUUUUGGUCUUUUGCUUAAUAUAGCUCAACGGGGGAAGACCCUGCGAAAAGAACUGGUUCGAGGGUUGCCAUCGCUUGCCGUUGUUUGGUUAUUGCGUAUGAAUGAUAUGGAGACCUCCGUGCGGAAGGAAUCCCGUGAGGCAUUCAACGCAGUCGUCACUCCUGAGAUGUUACAUGGGAUUGCCGAUAACAUUGUGGAGGGCCUCAUUGAAACGUUUCAAACUGUGAUUGAACAGAGUAGAGGGAAGCCGCUCCAAGACGAUAAUUUGGACCGACGAUCCAACACACUGUAUUCGUCUGUAUGUACUAUGGGAUACAUGAUGCGGCAACCCGUGCUAGCGCGCGAGAAAAUCAUUUCGUUUGUGGAAGCACAGUCACUACAACCCAUUUUGCCUGUGCGAGAAGGCAAUGUGAAGACCAAUCUUGCGAUGAGGACACCCGUUGUGCGUUCAGCGUCGCUCUUAUUGUUGCGUGAUAUCUUAGAGGCAAAACUCAUGACACCAAAACUUUACCGCUGCGUUUCUAUUGCUCUUCACAACGCCAUAUUUGAUGAUGCGGUUGUGGUAAUUCGGCGAGCCUGGGAGCUUUUGCUUUUGUGGUGUAGCGAGGCAUCUGGAACUGCUAUUGACUACUUUGAAGAUGAUUUUCUGCGGGAUGUUAUUUGGAGCUGCACAGAGUGUCGAGACCCGGAGGCGAUGGAAGUCAUUUACCCCUCUCUCGUUCCGUUGCUGGUGCCCCUCACGCGUGACCCACGCUGCGCGGACGUGGCUGCUGAGUUUGGUGAGGCGCUUGUGCAAAAACUAGAGUCUCUUGGCGACGCAAGUUCGCAGGAGUGGCGAUUGGUGUUAUCUGCUCUUUUGCAGGUGUGGGAGCUUCUGUGCGUUCGCGCUGCGGCGCGAGGCGAAGGGCAUGAGCACGACGGCGUCAAGCUGUUUCACCGCAUCCUCACCACACUGACUGCGUUGAUGCGAACAGCGCCCGAGGGAGCCCGCCGCUUAGAUGCCACCGUGUCGAUUGUUGCGUCAAGUAUGCGACGGGCUGCUCGCCACGAGGGUCUUUUUUGUGAGUGUCUUAAUGUAUUGUGUGGUCACCCUAACGCAUUCCGUCAAGUUCUUCCGAAUGACGCGAACGACGAACUCCAGAGAAGGUUUGAGCUGCUUCAGGCGGGGAUUGUGGGCGUUGUUGCUGCCCUUCCCGGGGCCUCGCAGAUGGCGGAACUGCUAAUCACAAAGUACCUGCACAACAGACUCUGGGAGCCAUUAUCAGUCUUGUUGCAUGCGUGUGCGAACCCAAACGGUAGUGGCACUGACCGCCAGGCACCGUUUAUCCCGACAAGGGCGGUGCGGUUGCAGGUUGCUAAAGGCCUGGUGGACGCCAUCCGAAUGGACGCCAGCAUGCGGAAGGAAGGAGAAUUAGCGGAAGAAGAAAAAGAUGGGGGAGAAGCGAAUUUGAACUUUUUCAGGAAGCUACUUUCGGUUGUCUUGAUGUGGAACGACUCUGAGAUACGUGAGCAACUACAGGCGCUUGUUGCUGUCACUUCUGGUGAAAUGAAGUGGGUAAAGGACGCCAUCCUUCUGAGUGACAUGCGGGACCCUGAGCGACUUUUGGGCCUCAUCUUGUGGUCAUGUAGGGAGGCAGACUUCUGUACUCUGGAGCGUUGCGUUGAUGCCCUUGGAGAGGUGCGAACGACGCUGUCAAAAACUGAGAAGGAGCAACUGCGUGAGGCGGUGCGGCAGUCGUUGGAUGCCGUUCUGCGACUUGUCUCCGAUGAGGAGGGAGCGACGGCAGGAAAGGCGAAGGUGGGAUCGCAGGCCGACUCAGAGACAACACGCAGAGGGAGUGAUAACAACGAAGACGACGAUUCCUCGAGUGAUGGUGCCGAUGCCGACACGAUUGACGAGGAGGAUGAAGAGGAGGAGGAGGACGUGGUGAAUAAGGCCGGAGAGGUCCUGCAACGACUUUUGAUGUGGACUGAUCUUUUUAGAAAAGGCAGCCGUUUGCCUGAACUGUUGGAUUUCACUGGUAACGACUUAAAUUUGCCGACGCUUUUUCGCAUUGUGGCCACUGUUGCACCGAGACUACACGCCGAGCAGUACAUGUCCAUCAAAGCACUUCGUGUGGCUCUGCAGAAUGACAAGGAUCCCCUGUUGCGGGCGAUGGCAAGGAAGAAGCACUCUCUCGGUGUGAAGCAGUUUAACACCCUGGUGGAGAAAGUGGAAGGGCUGCUGGAAUCGUAUGAGGUGAGUGUGGAGCAGCUGGACACGGCAUCCCUUGAGUUGUUUGAUGAUGUUGGGCGGGUGCCGUCGUGUGGCCUCGCAGCCUGUGGACAACUCUCCCGAUUGGUGCCAUUUGCGUCCAGUAAUCUUCUGCAAGGGAUUGCUUGCAGCACGGAACUGUGGGCGGAGCAUCAGGUGCUCUUGCGGGAGAACAGCGUAUCCACUGCGGAUAUACCUUUUGCCAUGCUAGAUCGAUACUGCUCGCUUGAUGCUAUGGAUCUGUCGCUGUUGCGAUGUGUGCGGACGGCACAGCUUGUGCACUUGCUCGCCCUCUCUGUUCCCAUAAAAACGUGCGAUACCGUUGCCGUGAUUUUGCCGCUAAUUCGUGCAGCGCGUGUACAGGAAGCCUUGUCAGAACCGAUACGAAAGUUGCUCAUGAGGAAGUUACUUCCACGUGCGCUCUUACGACUUCAAUCGCGGGAUGAAAUUAUGGCAAUUUUGGCGGCGGACACGGAACCCCAUCUUCUUCUUUGCACGCUUGCGGCGGUUAUUCGCGACGCUGCGAUGUGCGUUGGUGAUGAAAUCUUGGAUAGUGCACGAUGCAUAGCCAGCGUUGCGACGGAGUGGAUUGUCAGCUCUCUUCUCCUAAAGGAGGGUACGGCGCCUCUACAUGAGAAGGCCAUCUCAGCGUACCGCGCCUUUUUUGCCUCACUUGAUGAAGCCGCCGAUGUUAUUGAUGACUCUAUUCUUUCAUCCAUUGCCAAAAAACAAACGUCUGCUGUGCAAGAGGCGAUGUGUAUGCUACCUACGCUGCAAAUACCCACCGCACUGUUGACCAUGACUAUACAUCGGCACCUCAGUAUUGCUCCGGUUGUCGUUGCUAGUACGGUGCAACAAGUUAUCACCUAUUCUCAGGGACUUCGCCCGCUUGACGGGUUGGAGUUCCUUGUAGAACUUUCUUCCAGCCGUAUCAUCGACACGGCAGCAUACAAUGAGCUUGUGCACACAAUGACUUAUUUUCUGGCCCGCUGCUGUAGGCUGCGCCACAUGCCGCCCAACGGCCGAUUGCUGUCUCAGGCACCAAACGAACCUUCCAUGAAUUUGAAAGAUCUCCGAUGUGUUGUCGUGGCCGCCGUGUCAGCCCGCCGCGGUGGGAUUUUACACGGGCGCCUUGAUGAUGUACUGCGAAGCUCCAUCAACCUCAUUCUCUUCGACGUCGUAACCGAGUGUGUUCUGUCGCUUCGCCAAACAAAGGAGGAGGACGUGCCCCUCGUGACUAAACUGAUAGCAUUUACGUCAAAAAGUCUUGCUGAUUUGGUCACAUCAGAUGUUGCCGUCUUGCGUUCCUCCGAGGUGACCGUGACAAAAGUAGCGAGUGUGAUGAACUUUGCUUACCAGUGGCUCUGUGCCACCCCUAUUGCGAAGUUAGAGUCUAUUGGGAUGGAUGCCGUCGCAAGCGCCAUUUCUGCGGUGUCGCUCUUGUCCGUUUUGACACUUAUGCGUUCUGGCGUGGUGUUGCUGCCCAUCAUGCGUCAAAUCACCUCAAAGCGCCUGCUGCGGAACCUCCGUCAUGAGUUUAGCACCGUAUCACCAGCAAAACUGAAGCUGUUUACGCGCCACACGAAAAUCAUUAUGAAGACAAACAAACAGAAGCUAGCACUGUUUCCACAUUUGCUCGCCUGGUGUGUCACGCUGAGUGGAACGACCAAAGAGGACUUUACGAAGGAGCGGCGCGAGGAAGUGUUCCAUUUGCUCGAUCUUAUUUGCUCACUGCUUCUUACCCCAGCCGUGCCUGGCAACAGGCGUCUUGAAGGCACGUAUCUCUGUAGCACGCCCAAGGCGGGUGGCGAACACCUUGGAUUUGAAACCGUUGCCUUAACGCGUCCAAACUCUGCGGAGCCGAUGAAGGAACUGGCAAAGGGCGCCGCUGCUGUUUUUGCUUUACUGCUGCAGAGCAGCAUGUUGUCUGUUGUCAAGAGCUGGUUGGAGACGAUUGAACGGAAACUGCAGGAUCUCUUUUACGCCGUUGUGGAGAGACACAUCUCGCCCCUUCUCAUACAAGAGAGUUUGCUCACUGUGCUUGGCCGGAGUCCAUCCGGGAAAUCAACAUUCGACGUGAAUGAAAAUUACAACAUAGCGGUAAGCAUACCCAAGAAACUCAUCACACUGAAGUACACCAUGGAAGAAGCAAGUGUCAUGGUAAAGAUUGAAAUUCCCUCCGCCUUUCCAUUGAAGCCACCUGCGGUUACCUUUGAAAGUGGUAAAGGCUGCGGAGUCUCAACAGAUAAGUGGCGCUCAUGGAUGCUAAAAAUGACGGUUCUGCUCUUUGGAGGUUCUGCCAAUGUGUGGGAGUGUGUGACACUUUUUGGUAGAAACAUGGACGCUCACUUCUCUGGUCAGGAACCGUGUCCCAUCUGUUUUGCGGUGGUGUCGGCUGUGGAUAAUCGCCUGCCCGAUAUGCGUUGUGCCGUGUGCCGAAACGCCGCUCUUCAUUCCUACUGCCUAUAUUCAUGGUGGGCAAACAGUGGCCAGACAGUAUGUCCGCUAUGCCGCUCGCCGUGGGUCUCGAGCUGA